AGGCGAUAAACGAUAACACGCGUAAAAAUCUUCUGCGCGAACGACUCAUCAACAGUUUUCUCUUGCCGAGAAAUAUUUGAUUUUCGCUUGGCUUUUAAGUUCGCGGAGUGGAUACAUUGCAGCGGAAGGCUUUUAAAAACUUAACUUUUGGCGGACGACGAUCGCCGAUUGCAGUGGGAGUGGGAAAAUGCAAAAUGCGGCACUUUGUUGAGGAAUAUGCACGAUUGCCGCACGACGACGUCAUCCUCAGUCACAAACACACACGCACACACCACACACAAUAAACCAGGUGUGCACGGAGAAUUCAAAUUCGUUGAGAUAUUGUUGUAAAUUAUGAAAGCAAUUUAUCAAGCGGAAAGUGGAAAUCGAAAGAGCUGGAUAAAAGGGGAAGCAAAAGGAGGAAGUACGCGAGAAACAACAACUGCGACGGCGGCGGAGCGACAGAGAGAGCGCUGCAGAUAAACGCGCCUUGAGCCGAUCAACGAAUACACAAAGCGAGCGAAAGAGAGGGAGACAGAGAGGAAUAGAGAACAGCCGAGGGCAAAUAAUUAUCUCUUUUCGCUGGAUAUCUUUUGGUUUUUUUGACCUCUAGCAAACUAUUCCCUCGAGCAUUUCUGUAGAGCGGAAAUCCCCAGAGGGAAAUGGACACCCGCGUGGAACUGGAACUGGAGCCUGUUGGCAAACAGGAUAGGCCAAAGGAUCAGCCAGAGGAUGAGAAUGAACCGCUGGAAAGCCAGCUGGAGCUGGAGCAGGAGCAGAAGAGCCUGCUCACGCCGGUCAAGAUUCCCCCGGCUCAGGUCGCAAGUUCCGAUCAGGAGGCCUCGCCCAGCACCCCACCACCCAUGAGCCUGCAGCCGGGAACAUCUCGGCAGCUUUUCAGGGACGCCGCCAUGGCGCACGGAGGCCAGGAGACCACAUCGCUGCUGCAGCAGGAGCUGAACAGCAUAGCUGCCACCCAAACGCCUGCCUCGAAACUCAGAAGCGCCAGCUCCACGCUGGAUGCCAGUGUCUCCCGGAAUCCCUCCACCACGGGCGGGAAGCACGAGAAGAAGCUGGGCCACCGGCGAGUGGCGGAGGGCGGUGAGGUGACCUACAAGAAGAUCCAGUCCAAGCAAAUCAUGGGCUCCAUUCAGCUGGGCAUCCAGCAUACGGUGGGCAGCCUGGCCAGUAAGCCAAAGCGGGAUCUGCUAAUGAAUGACUUCUGGGAAAUGGAAACGAUUUCGUUUCCGCCAGAUGGUUCCUCCAUAACACCUGCCCAUCACUACAACGACUUCCGCUUCAAGGUCUACGCACCCAUAGCCUUUCGCUACUUCCGAGAUCUGUUCGGAAUCGCACCAGAUGACUUCCUCAUGUCCAUGUGUGCGUCUCCCCUGAGGGAGCUUUCCAAUCCGGGUGCCUCUGGUUCCAUAUUUUACCUGACGACCGACGACGAGUUCAUUAUCAAGACGGUGCAGAAGAAGGAAUGCGAGUUCCUGCAAAAACUUUUGCCCGGUUACUACAUGAACCUAUCGCAGAAUCCUCGAACGCUGCUGCCCAAGUUCUUCGGACUGUAUUGCUUCCACUACAACUCGAAAAACGUGCGGUUAGUAGCCAUGAACAACCUGCUGCCCUCAGACAUUAAGAUGCACUGCAAGUACGACCUGAAGGGAUCUUCCUUCCGACGAAAGGCCUCCAAGGCAGAGCGACAAAAGGCGAGUCCCACGUUCAAGGACCUCGACUUUGCUGAGCACCAUCCGAAUGGCAUAUUCCUGGAGACGGACAAGUACAAUGCAUUGAUGAGCACCAUUAAGCGGGACUGUAUGGUGCUGGAGAGUUUUCAGAUUAUGGACUACUCGCUGUUGGUGGGAAUCCACAACCUGGACCUGGCCGCCAAGGAGAAACGCGAAGAGCGAAUCCUAAAUGCGCGCGCCAAGCUGCAGCGCAAGGAAAGCGCAGCUCAGGGACCACCCUCCUUGAAUCCGGACGACGAUGCUCCGGAAGCGGAUCAGAAUCAGCUCCAUGCGGUGGCCUCAUACGCCUCCAUACCGGGAACUUCGGCUGGAGCUGCCCUGAAUCGAACACGCAGUAUGAAUCGUCAGCGUUUGGUGGCUCAUUCCACUGCACUGGAGUCCAUUACGGCUGAUAUGGAUGUGCCGCUCGAGGAGGACGAGGACGUACCCGCCGGCGGCAUCCCGGCUCGGUCUGAAAACGACGAGCGGUUGAUCCUGUACAUCGGCAUCAUCGACAUUUUGCAGUCGUAUCGCCUGGAAAAGAAGCUGGAGCACACAUUCAAGAGCAUUCUGUACAACGGAGACACGGUGUCCGUGUGCCGACCCUCCUUCUACGCCAAGCGCUUCCAGGACGCCAUGGGCAAACAGGUGUUCAAGAAGACGCCCACAUUUCCACUGAAACAUUCCCCCUCCAAGCGCAAAACCUCGACCACGCAACUGCGCUCGCCGGCAUCGCGCUUGCCGCCAUUGAGUACACCAACAAAUGCAGUUCGUCAGCCGAUCAUGACGAUGUCGGGCAUGUCAACGCCGCCGCCGGCCUUUGAUGACAUUUCGGAGGAGGACAUAACCGCCGCGUCCACCAGCUCGCUCCAGCAGCAGAGGAGCAGCAAUCAGUCGAACAACAAUCGGGGCGAGGCGGAGGUGGCCCUCAGGGAAGGAAGCAACACGAGAGGAGGCAGCGGAGAGCCCAGCAGCACCUAUCACACUCAAUACUCGUACGACAGCUCCGGGCGAACAGGAAGCGCCUUGACCAGCGACUACAGCGACGACGAGUCCACCGGAACGGAUCUGAGCUCGCGGUUGCACAAGCUGCGCACCCACCGCCUAACAAAGACGAGUGUUCAGGUCACGACGGUUGGCUAUGUGGAGGGGGUGGACACUCCGCCGAAGGGCGGGCAGGAUGUGGUGCACGCAGAUGUCAAUGGCAAGACCUCCAUGACGACCACCACCAUGCUCACGACGACAAAGACGGCCCACAUCCAGGCGCCCAGCUACACGUCCACGCUCGUGCUCAACGAUUUGCCGCGUUGAUCUCCUGAGCGGGAUUCGGCGGGAUAUGAAAGGAAUCCUGAGCAGCAGCAGGAGCAUGUAUAUAUAGCCCAAUGUGUAUGUGUGUCUGCAAGGUGAAAGCGUCACUUCCACGCCCAAAAAGCGAAAUUCUGAAAACGAGCUCGUUUAUCUUGAUUAAACACAAAACCGAAAAGCGAAUAGGUAGUCGAUAUUGAAAUUUAUGUGGCGCCCGUGCUAAUUAACUGCCAACCAGACACGCCCCCCACUCGCCCCCUACUCUCCCCCACCCAUGCACACUGCUGGGGGAUUCCCGGUGCCUACUCAAAUUUAUAAUUAUUAUUUGGCUUCUACUUGGUGGGAAUUUGUUAGCGUGUUGCCUUAGCUGAAGUUUGUUUUAAUUUUUGAAAUUAUUGUGCACGACAAGCGAAUGGCUCAAUCGAAAUUGGUAAAAGGGUUGAGAAGAGACGAUGUGAAAACUCAGUUUUUGUCUACUAUGUGUGUAUGUUGCUGUAUUAUAAAGUGCGUUUACGUAUUCUAAGAUGCUCAUGUAAAUAAAGGAACGAGAAUAAAUACCUAUAUCGA
This is a messenger RNA of Drosophila sechellia, 3581 nucleotides long. RefSeq names its product skittles (gene sktl). NCBI's taxonomy places the organism in Eukaryota, Metazoa, Arthropoda, Insecta, Diptera, Drosophilidae. Gene Ontology annotation, biological process: phosphatidylinositol phosphate biosynthetic process. Gene Ontology annotation, molecular function: 1-phosphatidylinositol-4-phosphate 5-kinase activity. Bases 642 to 3020 code for a protein of 792 amino acids. Gene Ontology annotation, cellular component: plasma membrane. The record is from RefSeq and is a predicted model, not a curated record. The transcript is spliced from 2 exons.